UUGUUGUCUAUUUCUUCCACCAACCUCGACUUCCUGUCUCACCAAGGUUACCCUCACGGCUCGCUCGAUCAUGGUCUCCUUCUAUUAAAACCGAUCUCGUUUUUCCAGCGAAGCCCGGCAUUAUGAUGAUAGUGGUCCGAUCCAUUGGUAAGGUCCAUGCCGCCGGCAUCGGCCGUAUCUCGCCUUCCUUGCUCCCUGUCCGGUCUCCCCUUGUGGCUUCCACCCAAAUCGCGAAUCUCACUUCGCCGACUUUGCAUCGACAAGAAGAGCAGAAGGUCAAACCGUGGCCGUACAAGGAAAGGGUCUACAACCAGUUCUGGCAGUUCUUCGACCAUACCUCCAAAAGAUUCACCGACAACAGCCGCAUCAUUGUGGUCGAUGGCAAUAUUGCUAGCGGCAAAACAGAAUUUGCAAAGCAAGUUGCUGAAAGCUUUGACCUUCAUUACAUGCCUGAUAUUCAUCCCGAUGAAGUGUGGUUCCGAGACAAUGGUUUUGACAUGAGAGAACUUGAUGAUCAGUUUACACAACCUGCCAAUGUGUCGUACGACCUCAAGAAGUUCUUAAGCGAUCCUGACCCCAAGAAGAGCCUGAAGUUAGGGAGGCCCCAAAUGCUUCUGUACCAACUGCGGUUCUUCAAUUACGUAUCUGCAUUGGAACAUCUCCUGAACACAGGUCAAGGUGUUGUAAUGGAAAGGAGUGUUUACAGUGACAUGGUGUUUGCGGAAGUUUUUACCCAGCUUGGUUAUAUGAGACCACAAGCCCUCCAGUAUUACACCAACAUGCUACGUAAAUACACUAUUUGUGACUUGUGGAAACCACAUCUCUUUAUCUACCUGGAUGCCCCGAUUCCCUAUCUCAGGGAAAGGAUCAACAAACGAAGAAUACCUUACGAAGUAAACAGUCCGGUUCUCACAGACGACUUCUUAAGAAGAAUCGACAAAGUCUAUAAGGAAAAGCUCUUUCCUUCUAUGAAGGACCAUUCGGAAAUAUUAACCUAUGAUGUGUCCAAUUUACCGGACUGGGAAAUUAUUGUUGAAGAAUUAGAAGAACUGAAUUUACACAAAGAUGAGGAGAAUCCAGAAAAGUUCAAAGUUUGGCGCCAGAAACAUGAAGAUGAUUUCAACAACUAUCGCAUGGUUGUCUCAAUGAAGGACACCCUGUGGCCCUUGUUUGUGCUUGAACCCCCACUGAAGGCCCCAGAGCUGAUGAUUCACGGAGAAGAUUUUAUUGAUUACGAGAGAGUCAUCAAUGGAAGCCCUGCAGCUUAUUAUGAAAAAGGUUUCAAUCCCGAAGAAAAGAAUGUCAUGUUCAAACUUUAAUUUCUGUUUUUUUUUUUGUUUCCUUCAAGAUGAUGACUUCUACACUUUUUAUAGUUGAUGUCUCUUUAGGUUUAAAACAAUAAAAAUUUAAUUAAACACUU
This is a messenger RNA of Octopus sinensis (East Asian common octopus), 1420 nucleotides long. Its product is annotated as NADH dehydrogenase [ubiquinone] 1 alpha subcomplex subunit 10, mitochondrial. The record is from RefSeq and is a predicted model, not a curated record. NCBI's taxonomy places the organism in Eukaryota, Metazoa, Mollusca, Cephalopoda, Octopoda, Octopodidae. Gene Ontology annotation, biological process: mitochondrial electron transport, NADH to ubiquinone. The coding region runs from base 123 to 1319 and encodes 398 amino acids. The transcript is spliced from 9 exons. Gene Ontology annotation, cellular component: cytoplasm.